AUGGCGGCGGUCGUGCUGGGCCUGGCGCUGGCGCUGGCACUGGUGGGCGCGGCGGGCGCGGACGGCUGCUACGACGGCGCGGGGCGGGCGCGGCGCUGCCGGCCCGAGUUCGAGAACGUGGCGUUCGGGCGGCGGGCGGCGGCCUCGCACACCUGCGGCUCCCCGGAGGCCGAGGACUUCUGCCCGCACGUGCGCGCGCCGGGCGCGGGGACCCAGUGCCAGCGCUGCGACGCCGCCGACCCCGGGCGCCACCACAAUGCCUCCUACCUCACCGACUUCCACAGCCCCGACGACAGCACCUGGUGGCAGAGCCCGUCCAUGGCCUUCGGGGUGCAGUACCCCACCUCCGUCACCCUCACCCUGCGUCUGGGGAAGGCUUACGAGAUCAGCUACGUGAGGCUGAAGUUCCACACCAGCCGCCCCGAGAGCUUCGCCAUCUACAAGCGCAGCCACGAGGACGGCCCCUGGGAGCCCUACCAGUACUACAGUGCCUCCUGCCACAAGACCUACGGCCAGCCCGAGGGCCUCUAUCUUCGGCCUGGCGACGAGGAGCGGGUGGCCUUCUGCACAUCCGAGUUCAGUGACAUCUCCCCCCUGAGCGGGGGCAACGUGGCCUUCUCCACCCUGGAGGGCCGGCCCAGCGCCUACAAUUUCGAGGAGAGCCCAGGGCUGCAGGACUGGGUCACCAGCACCGAGCUCCUCGUCUCUCUAGAUCGGCUCAACACGUUCGGGGACGAUAUCUUCAGGGACCCCAGGGUGCUGCAGUCCUACUACUAUGCCGUGUCCGACUUCUCAGUGGGCGGCAGGUGCAAGUGCAACGGGCACGCCAGCGAGUGCAGUCCCGACGCGGCCGGGCGGCUGGUCUGCCGGUGCCAGCACAACACCACGGGCGCCAACUGCGAGCGCUGCCUGCCCUUCUUCCAGGACCGCCCGUGGGCCCGGGGCACCGCCCAGGCCGCCAACGAGUGCCUGCCCUGCAGCUGCAGCGGCCGCUCCAAGGACUGCACCUUUGACCUCGAGCUCUUCCGCAGCACGGGCCGAGGCGGGCGCUGCCACCACUGCCUCGACCACACGGCCGGGCCGCACUGCGAGCGCUGUGAGGAGAACUUCUAUCGCUGGGAUCAGAGGGCACCGUGCCGGCCCUGCGACUGCCACCCAGCAGGCUCCUGGCGCCUCCAGUGCGAUGCCUCAGGCACCUGCCCCUGCAAGCCCUCAGUGACCGGCUGGAAGUGUGACCGCUGCCUGCCCGGGUUCCACUCCCUCAGUGAGGGCGGCUGCAGACCCUGCACCUGCAAUGCUGCUGGCAGCCUGGACACCUGUGACCCCCGCAGUGGGCGCUGCCCCUGCAAAGAGAAUGUGGAAGGCAGCCUGUGUGACAGAUGUCGCCCAGGGACGUUUAACCUGCAGCCCCACAACCCAGCCGGCUGCAGCAGCUGCUUCUGCUAUGGCCACUCCAAGGUGUGCACGGCCACCGCUGGAUUCCAGGUGCAUCACGUCUUCUCCAGCCUUCGCCAGGGAGCCGGGGCCUGGCGCGCCAGGGGCACAGGGGGCGCAGAGCAGCCCGCAAGAUGGAGCCCGGGUGGGGUCCUCCUGGGCCCCGAAGACGAGGAGCUCACAGCACCAGAGCUGUUCCUGGGAGACCAGCGGCUCAGCUACGGGCAGCCGCUCACGCUGACCUUCCAGGUGCCCCCCGGGGGCUCCCCACCGCCAGCUCAGCUGAGGCUGGAAGGAGCGGGCCUGGCUCUGGCUCUGAGGCCCUCCAGCCAGUCGGCACCCCAGGACGCCGGGCAGCCAGGGCAGGCACAGCUCCACUUCCUCCUGCAGGAGACCUCCGAGGAGGCAGAGCCCCCGCUGCCAGCCUUCCACUUCCAGCGGAUCCUCGCCAACCUCACCGCUCUGCGCAUCCGGGCCAGCGGCCAAGGCCCAAGCUCUUCUGGUCCGGCACUCCUGAGUGAGGUGCGGCUCACUUCAGCUCGGGCCUGGCAAGGACUGUCCCCACCAGCCACCUGGGUGGAGACUUGCUCGUGUCCCCAGGGCUACAUGGGCCAGUUCUGCGAAUCCUGUGCUCCAGGAUACAAGAGGGAGACGCCCCGAGGGGGUCCCUAUGCCUCCUGUGUUCCCUGUACCUGUAACCAGCAUGGCACCUGUGACCCCAAUACAGGGACCUGCCUGUGCAGCCACCACACUGAGGGCCCCUCCUGUGAGCACUGCCUGCCAGGUUUCUAUGGCAACCCCUUCAAGGGCCGAGCCGACGACUGCAAGCCUUGUCCCUGUCCGGGCCAGUCGGCCUGCACUGCCAUCCCGGAGAGCGGCGAGGUGGUGUGUACACACUGCCCACGGGGCCGGAGAGGGCGGCGCUGUGAGAGCUGUGAUGAUGGCUUCUUUGGGGACCCGCUGGGGCUCUCCGCAGACCCCCAGCCCUGCCGCCAGUGCCAGUGCAGCGGGAACGUGGAUCUGAACGCCCUGGGCAACUGCGACCCCCUGUCGGGCCGCUGCCUGCGCUGCCUGCACAGCACGGCCGGGGAGCGCUGCGAGCAGUGCCUGGAGGGCUUCUACGGCAGCGCCCUGGCCUCUAGGCCCGCGGACAAGUGCAGGCCCUGCAGUUGCAGCCGGGGGGGCUCGGUGGCUGAGCAGAUGCCCUGCGACCCGGUGACUGGCCAGUGUGCCUGCCUGCCCCACGUGACCGGCAGGGACUGCAGCCUCUGCAGCCCCGGCUUCUAUGACCUCCAGCCAGGCAGGGGCUGCCGCAGCUGUGCGUGUCACCCCUUGGGCUCCCAGGAGAAGCAGUGCCACCCCGAGACCGGGCAGUGCCCCUGCCGGCCCGGCGUUGCAGGCCUGGCCUGUGACAGGUGUCAGCCGGGUUUCUUCGGCUUCUCCAUCAAGGGCUGCCGGGCCUGCAGGUGCUCCCCACUGGGCGCCGCCCUGGCCCAGUGCCACGAGAACAGCACGUGCGUGUGCCAGCCCGGCUUCAUGGGCUACAAGUGUGACCGCUGCCGAGACAACUUCUUCCCCACGGCGGGCGGCACGCUUUGCCAGGAGUGCCCACCCUGCUACGGCCUGGUGGAGGAGGAGGUGGCCAAGCUGAGGACCAGGCUGACCUUGAUGGAGGGGUGGCUACAGGGGUCCGACUGCGGCAGCUCCUGGCGGCCACUAGACAUUCCGCAGAGAGAAGCCCCCCAGGGGGACAGUGACCAGGGCCACCACCUGCUGUCAGGAGCGCGGGGAGCCCUGCUGGAGCAGCUGACGGGGCUGGAAGUCGCUGUGAAGGCCGCCUGGGAACAGCUGCAGGCGCUGAGCCAGGCCGCCCGCUGCACGCAGGCCAGAGCUGGGAAGACCUGCACCCAGCUGGCCGAGCUGGGGGCCACCCUGGAGUCCUCACAAGACGAGCUCCUGCACACGGCCGCCGCUCUCACUUCUCUGACGACUCCCCAGGACUGGCCUGGACAGCCCUCCAGCUGGAGCCAUCUGGCCACUGAGGCCCGUGCCCUCGCCAGGGGCCACAGGGACACCGCUGCCAAGAUCGAAGCCACCGCGCGCCGAGCCCUGCUGACCUCCAACACCAGCCAGGCGCUCCUCUGGGGCCUGGAGGAUGGGAGGGUGGCCCUGGAGGCCCAGCAGGACCUGGAGGACAGGUACCAAGAGGUCCAGGCGGCCCAGAAAGCCCUGGGCACAGCUGUGGCACAGGAGCUUCCGGAAGCCAAGAGGCUGCUGGCCUCCGUGCAGCGAGGCAUAGCUGACGCGGCCCCUCGCCUGGCCUCGCCGGCCGCCCCUGCAGUCCUGCCCCAGCCCGGGGACCUGGACUCCAAAGCACGGGCCCUGGAGCAGAAGGUGGCAUCGAGAGAGCGCACGGCCAGGGAGGCUGCCGGGACCCUCCAGGCCUCCGCCCGGGUGGUGCUGCAGAGGACAGAGCCCCUCAUGCAGCUGCGCCAGGAGGCCACAGCUGCUCUGGGCCAGGCUUCCUCGUCUGUCCAGGCUGCCACGGUGACCGUGACGGGAGCCAAGACCCUGCUGGCUGACCUGGAAGGAAUGAAGCUGUGGUUUUCUGGGCCCGAGGACCAGGCCGAGCUCCAGAGGAGAGUAGGCAUGGUCAGAGACCAGCUCCUGGCAGAUGGGAGAAGGAAGACCAAGCAGGCAGAGAGGAUGCUGGGAAACACAGCACUGCUGUCCUCCAGGGCCAGAGAGAAGAGCAGAGAAGCAGAGCUGCUGGCCAAGGACAAUGCCAAGGUCGCCAGGGGCUCGCUGCGGGAUGGGAAACAGGGGCACCGCCGUGCCAGCCAGCUGGCCAGCCAGACACAAGCCACGCUCCAACGGGCCUCGAGACUAGUGCUGACCUCAGGGGCUCGAAGACAGGGGCUGGAGGAAACUGAGCAGGUGGGUGCAGGGCUGAGCACCAUGGAGCAGCAGAUCCGAGAAUCGCGCGUCUCCCUGGAGAAGGACGUCGAGGCCUUGGCAGAGCUGCUUGCUGGGCUGGGAUCCCUGGAUACCCACGGAGCCCCUGGCCACUCCCUGAACGAGACCCAGAGGGCCUUGGAAGGAUUGAGGCUUCAGCUGGGCUCACAGGGGGCCCUUCAGGGAAAACUGAGGCUGCUGGAGCAGGAGUCCAAGCAGCAGGAACUGCAGAUCCAGGGCUUCAACAGCGACCUCGCCGAGAUCCGCACCGACAAGCAGAACCUGGAGGCCAUCCUGCGCAGCCUGCCUGAGCUCUGUGCUGGCCGGCAGUGAGGGCACUGAGCCUGGAACCCUCUGCCUGGCUCUCUGUGUACUGGGCCGGGCACAGUGCCACAGCUGCUCCUCACCCUGGUGUCAGUAACACGCCCCUGUGCAUGUAUAUGUGUCUGUGUAUCAUGCACACAUGUGUUCAGAUCCAUCUGUGCACGCACACACACAGAGCAGUGCUGCUUGGCCAGCAGGCCAGGCCCACGCCUGGCAGGGACAUCAUUGUCUUUUCUGGACCUUUCCCUCCCAGGCGCCAGGUCACCCUACACCCAGCAGCCGGUAAUUUGCUCAAAGCCAGGCCCUGGAGGGUCUGAAAGGCCUUGGGUCACAGGCCCCUGAACUGGCCACAGAAACUCCCCUCUGUGCCCUCACUCACCUGCUUAACCUUUGGCGGACACUUCCUGAUCCAGCCCUCGCCCCCCCGCUGCCAAGGAGGCUGCAGGGUGUGGAAGCCUGGCCACCAUUCCAGUCUGUCCUACCCUGCCUGGGACUCCCCAGCAUUUCCUCCUGCCCAGUCCUGGGCCCUCUUCUGGCAGGCAGCAGGGCCUUGGCACCCAGAUGACAGGCGCCUCUGUGGCCACAGUCCCUCCGUGGCUCCCUUGUCCCCAUCUGGCAAACAGGUGGCAAAUGGAUCAGUUCUGCCUGUGAGGAAAUAAAGGACCCUUUACUGA
Messenger RNA from Heterocephalus glaber (naked mole-rat), 5387 nucleotides. It is a transcript of the gene Lamc3, whose product is annotated as laminin subunit gamma 3. NCBI's taxonomy places the organism in Eukaryota, Metazoa, Chordata, Mammalia, Rodentia, Bathyergidae. Gene Ontology annotation, cellular component: basement membrane. Gene Ontology annotation, biological process: axon guidance; animal organ morphogenesis; tissue development. The record is from RefSeq and is a predicted model, not a curated record.